This is a messenger RNA of Capsaspora owczarzaki ATCC 30864, 1560 nucleotides long. RefSeq lists its product as hypothetical. Gene Ontology annotation, biological process: nuclear-transcribed mRNA catabolic process, nonsense-mediated decay. The record is from RefSeq and is a predicted model, not a curated record. Bases 1 to 1560 code for a protein of 519 amino acids. NCBI's taxonomy places the organism in Eukaryota, Filasterea, Ministeriida, Capsasporidae. The transcript has 2 exons.
AUGUCAAAGCCGGUCGCUGGCGACGCGCCAGACCGCGGCGGAUCGAGACACAGGGGCAAUGCCAGUGGCGCCCACAAGUCUCCCGCGUCGGGUGGCCCACGGGGAGGAGGAGGGCCAGGCGGGCGGUCGGGUGGCGCCAAACACGAUGGCAGCGAGCCGCUCACGACACCGAUCGUGCUUGCCAAGCCGACCAGCAGCAGCAGCGUCCAUGCUGCUCAACCUGCUGCUGCUGCUGCAACAUCUGCUACAACGACCGCGCCAACGCGAGUUCUGGUGACCAAGUCGAGUCACUCGUCGUCGUCGGCGAGCUCCACAAGCGAGGGCCAGGCAAGCUCAACCUCUGCCGCAUCGUCAUCCUCUGCUCCGGGGCCGUCGUCGUCUGGAUCGUCACAUCACAACCACAUUGCCUCGAUUUGCACCUGGCACAUGAUUGGCCGCGCAGCUGUCGGCGGUCCGCUGGAGCUCUUACCGCCUCCCGCCACUGUGCAGUCAAGCAGCUUCCAACCCGUCCAUUCCAUUCUGCUCAAUUCGGACGUCAGCAACUAUCACGUCGUCGGCGUGCUGGGGCGCUCGGGUGUUGGCAAGUCCUCGCUCAUGAACGCCGUUGCCGUUGUUCUGGGUCGACCUGCCACUCUGCUUCAGUCCCCCAUCACCCCGGCCACCGCAGAGGUCGCAGCUGCCAUUAGUGCAACCGCACCGUUUGCGACGUGGAAGUACAAGUCGUCCCGACGCACUGUCGGGGCUGCGCCAAGCGAUGCGCUGAAACCACCCGCGCCACGCCAGCCCGCGACACACUUGGCAACCUCUGGCAUUCACACGCAUAUGGUUGGGCCGGUUCGCACCAUUCUCAUGGACACACAGCCCAUGCUUCACUUUUCCAACUGCAGCACCAACAACAGCGGCGCCACCGUCACGCAUGACUUGGCAGAAACAUUGAACGUGGGAUUGUUCCUGCUAUCCACCUGUCAUACCAUCGUUCUCGUGUGCGACGAUGUAGUCGCAGACGCCAGCCUCCUUCGCCUGCUCAAAACGCUAGUCAUGUUGCGACCUGCUUGCACCCCGACCGAGAGCGUUUGGAGGCCUGCCUCCGCGGGUCGCGAAGAUGCGCCCUCCGAACAAGGCCCGCCGUUGCCACCUGGAAAGGAGUAUCGAACGCUAUCCGCCGUCAUUGUACUGAAUGCCGAGCGGUGGAGCAACAACGCAGUCCAUCUUGCAGCGCAACUGAGCCUGUUCCACGAGCUCAUUGCGCACGUCGCUCCCGUCGUCGCGCAUAGUCUUGAUCUUUCCGCUGACCGAAUUGUUGUCAAAACGAGCACCAAUCACUGGCGGGACGUUGCUGAAGGCGUCGUUGCCCACGUUGCUGAAGGCGUCGUUGCCCACUUCCGCCAAUCCAGUCCGAUUCGACCUCCAAUCAUUGCUCCUCUCGAUCCGCCUGCGACCAGUCAAUUGCUCCGUGUGACUGAAAGGGAGUGGCUGCGACAUGUUGGCCAUUCGUGGAAAUCUAUUUGCACGAGCCCCGCACUUGCCGACUACCUUGAAGUGUUGCGGCUGACGACAUGA